Molecule: messenger RNA, 2722 nt
Organism: Cryphonectria parasitica EP155
Lineage: Eukaryota; Fungi; Ascomycota; Sordariomycetes; Diaporthales; Cryphonectriaceae
Exons: 4
Coding region: 1-2607 (868 amino acids)
Biological process (GO): cytoskeleton organization; small GTPase-mediated signal transduction
Cellular component (GO): plasma membrane; cell division site; division septum
Molecular function (GO): GTPase activator activity
Source: RefSeq, a predicted model, not a curated record
AUGCCCAGCUUUCAAGAUAGUUUCUGGACGGGCGACUAUGCCGCAGGCCUCGGGGUUCUGUUCAGCAAGCUGCAGCAGGGCGUUAUCGAGAACCGGCAGGUCUUGACAAUCGCCCGCAUGCGCGCAGAGGCAGAGGAGGCUUAUGGCCAGAAGCUUUCCGAGAUCGCCCCCGCAGCCGACAAGAUCCAGGGCGGUUUCGCCAGAGACGAUGGCGCCAGCGUUCGCAAGGCAUUCGACGGCGUGCGGACCGAAAUGGUGGACGGCGCAAAGAAUCACAAGAAGAUCGCCCAGAACAUCCGAGACCUGGUCGUGAACCCCUUUUCGAGGUGGUGCGAGGCCCACGAGACGCGCAUACAAGACUCCCAGGACGAGCUGCAGACCCGGAUCAAGGCCCACGACAGACAGGCCGAGCAGGUCAAGAAGCUGAGGAGCAACUACUUCAACAAGUGCCGCCUGGUCGAGGAUCUCGAGGAGGAGAACAAGUUCGCCUUCCAGGACCCGCAGGACAGCCCCAAACCCAACAUUCCCGAGAUCAAGGUGUCGGACAACAAGGAGGCUGAUGUCAGCGACGAGGACGAGGUGUUUGAGAUUGGCGACGAGCAUUUCGAUGCAGAGGAGAUGAAGAAGCGCCUGGCUCACAUGCUCAACAACAUCAAGCUGCAGGAUACCAAGGUGCCGAUCCUGGGAACGUAUAUGAAUACUUCUGCCGGCGCGGACAUUGUCGAGUACCUGCAAAAGUACAUGGACACCACCAGCGUCAGCUAUGCAGAGCGCAUCGGACAGGACCUGGUCUCGGCCGGUUUCUUGAGGCUUGUGGGAAACGUUGGCAACACGUUCGCCAAUAGCUCCAAAUUGUUCUACCAAUGGCGGCCCAAGGCGUUCCAGCUGUCCGGUGUUCCGGAGAAGAAGCCAGCGGUUGGCAGGACAUUCUCGAUGGCGUCGAACGGGCCGGAUAAUGCCGACUCGCCCGUCGUGGGCACGCUCAACGAGUACCUCGCGAACUGGAACCCCCUCAACAACCCAUACCCCAACGAGACCCCGGCAGACCGCCUGCGCAGGGAGCAGAGGGAAGCCGAUGACAAGUACAAGACCGGUGUCAGGAAGCUGGACGAGACGAGAUGCGAGCUGGAAGAGGCCAUCUCGGUGCACCUCAAGUUCCUGGAGCGCUGUGAGCUCGACCGGCUGAAGGCCAUCAAGACCGUCAUCCUCGACUUCUCGGGUGCCAUUGGCAAUGUCCUGCCCAUCAUCCAGUCUGCCGUCGACAAGAUGAUGCUGUACCAGGAAACCAUUCAACCACAGGGUGAUCUGCGCUAUCUCCUGGAGAACUACCGCACCGGCCGGUUUGCUCCAAGGGUGACCAUCUACGAGAAUUACUACAACAAGGUCGAUGAACAAACUUUCGGCGUUGACCUCGAAGCGCGCGCCAGAGCGGACAAGAAGCGCGUACCUAUGAUUCUCACCACCAUCCUCACCUACCUCGACAACCACUACCCUGAUCUUGAGGGCGAUGAUGCCAGAAGAGGCGUCUGGUUGGUGGAUGUCCCUCUGUCCCAGACUCAUGCUCUGCGUGCCAAGGUCAACGACGGCAAGCCAUUCUCUACCGAGGUCUUUUCUGAAUUCGAUAUACCCACUGUUGCCAGCCUGCUGAAACUUUACCUCCUUGAACUUCCUGAUUCUUUGGUGUCUUCUCACGUGUACGAGAUCAUCAGAAACCUUUACAAUAACCCUGGACCAGAGACCUCUGAAGAUGGGAACCGCGUUGGCGUGCUACAGCAGACACUGUCCCAGCUGAGACUCACCAACAUUGCCACUCUUGACGCAUGCAUGAACCAUUUCACACGAUUAAUCGAGCUGACGAGCGCCGAUGAGGAGUACGUCUCAUCUCUUGCCACUGCAUUGGCGCCCUGCAUCAUGCGGCCACGCGUGGAAACCUCCCUCACCAUGGAGGAGAAGCACGCGUACCGCCUGAUCCGCGACUUGUUCGCCCACAAGACUGCCAUCUUUAGCGAGCUGAAGCGCAUGUCGACACAAGGCCUUUCAGCCUCGAUAUCGACCAAGGAGAGCCAGCGGCCCCGUUCCAUCAGCACCAACGAGAGUAACCGCAGGCAAUACCAGGAAGAGCGCCAGCGCUUACUGCUGGAGAAGGCGGGGGGCAGCCGUAGCAGGGUGACCUCCCCAGCACCCAGCCCACGCGGGCCAGGCAGCUCUCACCGUAGGGACAGGAGCGUCGGUCGGUUCCCUGUGUCUGCGCCGGGUGUCACCAGCCCUACGGAGAAGGCUCCGGCGGCAAGACAGAGCGUGGGCCCUGUGCUUGGCAUCAAGCGCUCCAGUCUCGAGGUCCCAGGCGAGGCGGGCACCCCUACGCAGAGUGUUUCGUCCGAGUCGCUCGCCAACGGCAGCGAGACGACCGAAUCCCCCGCGUCGACCAGGAGUCGCUCCGAGACCAUCAAGUCCACCGAGUCCGUUGAGAAGCGCAACUCUCUCGGCCGUAACCCCGCGCGGUCGUCGCUGGGGCGCAGAAUCCCCGUCAACCCGACCCCGCUGGCCGAGUCUGCUACAGACGAGCACCGGGGUGUGACGUUGGAGGAUAAGCCCAUGGAUGACUAGUGACUUUCCGGCCCUCCCCAAACCAGGGCAAAUCAUAUCUCCUUCGGUUCCACUCUUCGGGCAUAAUGAUGGACAGACGGAGAAGGAAGAGGUUGUGGGAAGGCAGAAAAAACUA